Messenger RNA from Lachancea nothofagi CBS 11611, 1956 nucleotides. The record is from the annotation of a GenBank genome assembly. NCBI's taxonomy places the organism in Eukaryota, Fungi, Ascomycota, Saccharomycetes, Saccharomycetales, Saccharomycetaceae.
AUGGGCUCAGCAUCCAGUAAUAAGUCUUCCAACUCUUCCGUAAAGUCAAAAAACAACAGGAUUCUGUCGGAAGAUCUGAUAAGCGCGCCAGACGAGAACCCAGAAAUCAGAGCAGCCAGUUCCGCCACGACUUGGACUCUUUGGGGUGGGAAAUCAGGAGGCAAUACUGAUAUUUUUAAAGACACCAGCAAGCCAGGCGCAUCUGAAGUUGACAAUAUUACUAAAGACACUCAUAAAUACUCUGAAAUUAAUAAAACGAGCGAAUCAGGCUGGUGGAGAAAGUCAUCAAUUAGUUCUCUUAGAACAUUUGCCAAAAAUGAUAGUGCCGAACCGGAGGCGAAGAAUGCAACUAUCCCUAAAAAACAAUCCCCAGGACCUCAAGAACUGGGAAUGCUGGCCGAGCCCAGAAGAAGGGCGUGGUCCUUUUGGAAUCGAAAAAGCGCGGAAAGUGAUGAAAAUCCCCCGGCAGCGGAGGUUAUUGACACCCCGUCAAGUACCGCUAACGCUUUGAAACCCAUAAUAAAUGAAUUAAUAACUGGAGUACCUGAUGAUGCUAUUUUGUACAAGAAGAAAUCGAAGGACGACACUGCUGGGGAACAAAAUCUGGAAAACAAGAACGAAGAGCAAGGCCAUUUAUUAAAUAUUCUCACUCCGUCUUUCGAUAUUUUGCCCAAGCUCACUACCAUGGCCUCGAUUUACUCUAACGUGGGUGAAUACGGGCGUAAAUGGCACAUAUUGUCCAAGGACACAUUGAAACCCAAAUCCCUUCAUCAAAGAAAGGCAGUAACUACUUUAAACGCGCUUAGAUCUGAUGCGGAAAAGCCUGUCAGAGUCUUAUUGAUCGGAAUUCAUGGGUUUUUUCCGACUCGAAUGAUUAGACCUCUUAUCGGUGAACCCACCGGCACAUCUACCAAAUUUAUCACAGAGGCUGAGAAAGCCGUAAUCAGGUGGUUCCGAAAUCAAGACACACAAGUCGAGAUCAGUAAGAUAGCCCUCGAGCGUGAAGGUAAAGUAAUGGACCGCGUCAAUUUCUUUUUCGAAGUCCUUACCAAAUGGGUCGAUGAAAUUAAUAAGGCCGAUUUUAUUUAUUUUGUUGCACAUUCCCAGGGGUGCCCUGUGUCUAUCAUUUUGCUGGCAAGGUUGAUAGAAGCUGGUGUUAUUCGCUUGGAUCAGGUAGGACAGGGCUCCGAUGAGCGAGAUGUUACAAAAGGCAUAAGGAAAAAUAAGGUUGUAAGCAUAUUAGCUAUGGCUGGUGUUAAUAAUGGGCCCUUUUACGGUGUGGAUCAGACGCUGUUUGUGAGAGCAUACUCUACAAUAGAAAAUGAUUCAUUAAGGGAACUCUUUCAAUUUCAAAAUUUCCAGUCGGUUCUGGCCAGGAAAUUUAUUCAAAGUCUCAGAAUAAUAAUUGCUAGCAAUGUCAAAAUCACAUUCGUUGGUUCAAUCAAUGAUCAAUUGGUGCCGUUAUACUCUUCCACAUGCUUAUUCGCCCAUCACCCGAAUAUUUUCAAGGCGACUUUUAUUGAUAAAGACUCCAAAACCCCAGAUUUUAUUACGCGCAUAGUUGGAAUCGCGAAUCAUUUGAAUAAUCUGGGAUAUGAUGAUCAUGGAAUAAUAAAAGAAAUCAGUGGGUCUUUAGCAGGCACGUUAACUGGCGGGGGGCACUCUAAAAUUUAUAAUGAGGGACACGUUUAUGAUCUGGGAAUUAAAUUUGCAUUGGAGACUUCGAAUAUCCCCCCUGAUCAACCAGUUGUCUACAAGACCUACCAAGUUGAUGAGCUAGGCUCGAACCCAUACCACUUGCCGUGGUGUAUGAGAGGGCUAUUGUACGAGACUGGCUUACAUGUAGGCCGAGAACAGAUUGUAGAGCUCUUUCGAGAAUUUGAAGAAUGGGAUCCUGAAACCAAAUUACUCAAAGAUGUGAAGUAUAGACUUAAUGGUUUAAGGUCAAAGCUAUGA